AUGUCAUCAACCGCAAGUCCAAUUGAUCUAUCAGUCCCCCCUGCCCCGCCAAGUCCUGCAAUAACGUCUACGACCGCGCCUUCACGUCGGCAGUCAUGUGAUAGAUGUCAUAGCCAGAAGCUAAGGUGUACUCCUUAUGGAGGCAGCAGAACGGGAGCUUGCAGUCGUUGCUUUCGACAUGGCACUCAGUGCGUGUACAGUCUUAGUCGCCCCAAGGGUCGUCCGAGUUUACUCCACUACAAGGGCGAGACAGUGUUUAGGCCCCCAAGAAGACGCAGGGAAACGGUCGUGCAACCGCUUACGCCCGAGGAGGAUGGCUAUCCGAGUAUCCAUGAACCUGGAAUGACAUACAGCUGUCAGCUAUCAACCCCGCCGUAUGCUUCUGGAACCAUGGUUUCAUGCCAGUCUGAGUCGGAGCCGAUCUUGGUUUCGGCACCGUAUCUGGAGCUAAUGCCCGGAGCAUGGCUGGGUCAUGCACUGCUACCAGAUGUCUGCUCGUGGGACACGACGCAUGCGCAAUAUCAGCCCAUUGACUUAUCAAAUUUCAUGUCCAACACCCAAAUCGACAUGCAGCUUGGGUUUCACGACAUCCUGCAAGAUCUAUGCAUACCUGAAAUUCAAGGCGACUGGCUCUCGGACACGGCCCACGAUUCCUCGCAACUGAGACAACUACCACUUUGCAGUUUUAGCAACGCCAUAACCACUCUUAGUCAACUAGCACCUAGAGUCCAAGCCCUUUACAACAAGAGCCGUAAAAUCUUCGAGAACUGGGAGCUAUCUCAAAAUCUGGGAGAUAUUGACCGACGUGUGCCUACGCUGUUGCUCAAUGACACCGUGUUCAAACUUGUCGUGAUAUGGCUUUUGAACCCUUUUGGAGACACGACCGGUGAUAGCAACGUUCUUGAUUCUCUUUUGACUAGCAGAAAUGAGGCAGCCAAUGGGGAGACUCUUGUUGAACUGCUAUCAUGCUCAUCCAAACUCAGAAAGGCGACGCAGUCACUUCACGAGGAACUCGGAACCCGAAGCAAUAAGCCUGUAUGCGACAACAGUGUGGGGCAACAUCUAGUGGUUGCAUGCCAUUUGCUGUUACUCAGCAGCUUUGGAGCCGUACUAGGUGCCUUGCAGGAUGGCGCUGAUGCUGUCCAAGGAAGCACAGCGCCAGGACUUGCCGAUCUCCGGUUGGCAGUAGUGGUACAACUCUGUUCUUACUUAUUCGUGCGACAAUGCCGCGUGGUGGACGCUUAUCUCGAAGCAAAUUCGGGACCGAAGUCAAGUGCAGGAUAUCCGAAGGAAGGGACUGAAGACGAAAGGGUCAUACAGGAGUUGAAGGCGCAGGUUGACAGCCGCGUUGCAUGGUUUCAGAGUCUUUGGUAUGGUGCUACGUAG
This is a messenger RNA of Fusarium redolens, 1386 nucleotides long. RefSeq lists its product as uncharacterized. The coding region runs from base 1 to 1386 and encodes 461 amino acids. Lineage: Eukaryota; Fungi; Ascomycota; Sordariomycetes; Hypocreales; Nectriaceae. Gene Ontology annotation, biological process: regulation of DNA-templated transcription. The record is from RefSeq and is a predicted model, not a curated record. Gene Ontology annotation, molecular function: DNA-binding transcription factor activity, RNA polymerase II-specific; zinc ion binding. The transcript has a single exon.